Molecule: messenger RNA, 560 nt
Organism: Leguminivora glycinivorella
Lineage: Eukaryota; Metazoa; Arthropoda; Insecta; Lepidoptera; Tortricidae
Gene: Coa8
Product: COA8 family protein CG14806, mitochondrial
Exons: 2
Coding region: 66-557 (163 amino acids)
Biological process (GO): intrinsic apoptotic signaling pathway
Cellular component (GO): mitochondrion
Source: RefSeq, a predicted model, not a curated record
GUCGAACCUGAAUUCGAUUUGGAUUUUAAAGAUUUUACAUAAUAGAGUACUUACUAUGCUUUAAAAUGUUGUCUAGUCGAAUAUAUCUACGUAAUUCCUUUCUAUUACUAACAUCCAGGAACACAAGUACUACAAAUGAAGCAAAAUCAAUGCAAACACCGAAUCCCACAAAAAUCAACUGUGACAUGGUUGGACCCCCUGAUCCCGUGUCGAAUUUACGAAAGGUUAUUUACAAACAGCCUGCAAAUGAAACGGAUUUAGAAAAAAGGUACAGGGAGCUCCGGAUGGAAGUUCAGAAAUGGAACCAAAACUUCUGGACACAACACAAUUCGAGAUUUUUUCAGGAAAGAGAAGAUUACCUUAAAAAGAACUUACCUGAAGGCAAACAGAACUUGACAGCUGAUGAGAUGAGUGUCUUCUACAAAGCCUACCUGGAUAAAAACUGGAAAGCACACAUUACUUAUAAUAUAGAGUGGUACAAGAAAAAUAUUACUCUUUUAAGUUUAGCGAUACAAGUGAAACUUAGAAGAUUAUUUAGAUUAAAAAGUAAUAAGUAGUUA